GGCCUCCCAUCGAGCAAGCGCCACGCGCCCACGCCGCGCCUGCCGUCCGCAGCCACUCUUUCCCUAAACCCUAGCAAACAGACGAAACCCCCGCCCGCCCGCCUUCCUCACCCGUGGAUUCGCCAUGGCGAUGCCCGCCACCACCUCCGCCUCCUCCCCAUGCCAGGCGCCGUCGCCAGCCGGCCUGGGCCUCGCUCUCAUCAGCUCCCCUGGCACCCGCGCCAGAACCGCCUUCGGCCGCCGCCGCCUCCGCCUCCGUGGCGCCGCCGCGGCUGCGCCCACAGGUCAUCUGUUUCUUGGUCUUCCCAAGCCACGAUGCUCAUCAAUCACAGCCAUUGGCGAUGUGGCAGCGGUUUCUGAUGAUUAUAUAGAAAGCUCACCAUCAAGCAGUGGAUAUCCAAAUAGUUCUAUGGGUUCUUCAUCUCAUGAAGAUAAUCAAUCACAAAGUGUUGUUAAGAUGAACCAAAAAUCUAGAGACAAUAACAAAAUGAUUAAAAUAUGUGAUAAGUUAAUUGGGGUAUUUAUGGUUGAUAAACCUACACCAACGGAUUGGAGAAAAUUACUAGCAUUUAGCAGGGAAUGGGACAACAUAAGACCACAUUUCUUUAAACGCUGCCAGGAAAGAGCAGAUGCAGAGUCAAACCCUGAGGUGAAGCACAAGCUUCUAAGACUUGGUAGAAAAUUGAAAGAGAUUGAUGAAGAUGUACAGAGGCAUAAUGAACUUCUUGAAGUAGUAAAAUCCACACCAUCUGAUAAAAUUGGUGCUAUUGUUGCUAAGCGGCGGAAAGAUUUCACGGUGGAAUUUUUCAACCACCUUUACUAUGUUGCGGAGUCUUACCAUGAUGAACCUGAAAAGCAAACUGAGUUGGCAAAGCUUGGAAAUGAUUGCGUAGAUGCUCUACAAGCGCAUGAUGAUACCACUGGGAGUCUUGAGGCUCUGAAUGCUGCAGAAUUGAAGUUAAAGGAUAUACUUAAUUCACCUUCAGUGGAUGCUGCUUGCAGAAAGAUUGAUGACUUGGCUGAGAAGAAGGAACUGGACUCUGCAUUAGUUUUGAUGCUUUCAAAAGCUUGGUCAGCUGCAAAGGGCACUGACAUCACAAAAUCUGAGGCAAAGGAUAUAAUGUUUCAUUUAUACAUGACUGCUGUGGCUAAUCUCCAAAGACAAAUGCCAAAGGAUAUCAGAAUACUGAAGCAUCUUAUAAUGAUAGAGGAUCCAGAAGAGCGGUUGAGUGCACUGAAUGAUGCUUUUACUCCUGGUCCUGAGCUUCUUGGGGACAAUGUCGAUACAUUAUACACGAGUCCAGAGGCUUUGCACACUUGGGCAAGAGCUAUAAUAGAUGCAUAUUAUAACAGCAGAGAAGGCACUCUCCUUGGACAAGCAAGAGACUUGAUGAACCCUAAAAUCAUCAAGAGAGUUGAAGAGACAGUGAAGAUAAUCAAGGAUAAAUACCUUUAAAUUUUGAUCAUCAGAAAUUUGGGUUUGGAUGUUUCUACUGGUUGCCUGAGUCUUGCAUAGUGACCACAGGAUGAUGGCACAGAUUAGGGGUGUAAAUUGUGACCCUUAGUUGCACCUCCAACCCUCUUUAUUUCAAAUAUUUGUGCUAAUUCUUCAAAAUGAGAUUCCAUUUUGGAGAAGUGGUACAAGAUUUUGAAGUAACGAGGGUUGGAGGUGCACCCAAGGGUAACCAUUCGCCAAUUUGCAUCCCUAGCACGGAUUGCUCCCUGGCCGGUACCAUUUCAGUGAAACUCUUCACCACUGCCGACACCUCAUAGAUGAAAGGAAAUUCAGAUUGUUGUAACUCAUUCCAUGAAAAGGUGAUUGUAGCAUGUGAUGUAGCAAUGUAGCUUUCACUUAGAUACAAGGGGAGUAUCUACGUCUAGUAUACACUAACAGUGUUGUAACAUGUCUGAUUAGUAGUAUAAAGUCAGAAGUCAUAUGUACGUGCCCAAAUAUCCUUGGUCGCGAUCGCAAUUGUAAGGAUGUUGCUGACCGGCACCAUUUAAAACUUCUUAAUUCAGCAUGGGAGAUGUUUCUGGACAUGUUUGAGCUGAAUGAUGUUGCCAGGUU
Panicum virgatum (switchgrass) is the source of this 2068-nucleotide messenger RNA. RefSeq lists its product as uncharacterized. The transcript has 6 exons. Gene Ontology annotation, cellular component: chloroplast envelope; chloroplast thylakoid membrane. The coding region runs from base 125 to 1456 and encodes 443 amino acids. The record is from RefSeq and is a predicted model, not a curated record. Lineage: Eukaryota; Viridiplantae; Streptophyta; Magnoliopsida; Poales; Poaceae.